Penicillium taxi is the source of this 1944-nucleotide messenger RNA. Its product is annotated as IlvD/Edd family dehydratase. The transcript has 3 exons. Gene Ontology annotation, molecular function: hydro-lyase activity. Bases 1 to 1944 code for a protein of 647 amino acids. The record is from RefSeq and is a predicted model, not a curated record. NCBI's taxonomy places the organism in Eukaryota, Fungi, Ascomycota, Eurotiomycetes, Eurotiales, Aspergillaceae.
AUGUCGUGCAACCCUCAAGGCUCCUGCAAAGGUUGUUCCUGCAGUGAAAACCCUCAGCCUAUCAAUAUCGAAGACUGUGAGACAGAGCUCCUCGCCUUACGCAGACGUACACAUGAGCUAGAAAAGAAACUCGCCGGCCUGAACGAUGGUCUCGUGCUUCCAAGGAGCCGCAAACUGCGCUCAACACGUUGGUUCAACAGCGAGAAUGCUGGCAUGACCGCGUUGUAUAUUGAGCGCUAUCUGAAUUAUGGUAUGACACGCGAGGAGUUAAUGUCCGGUAAACCGGUCAUCGGUAUUGCACAGUCUGGCUCCGACAUUUCACCUUGCAAUCGACACCAUCUGGAGCUUGCCAAACGAGUGCGAGAGGGUAUCAGAAGUGCAGGCGGUAUUGCCUUUGAGUUUCCUAUGCACCCAAUCCAAGAGAGUUCGCGCCGGCCGACUGCUUGCUUGGAUCGUAACCUGGCUUACCUUGGGUUGGUUGAAAUUUUGCAUUCUUACCCCCUUGACGGCGUGGUACUGUUGACAGGUUGUGAUAAGACAACACCAGCUGCCUUAAUGGCAGCAGCUACUGUGAAUAUUCCUGCCAUAUGUCUUAAUGUUGGCCCGAUGUUGAAUGGCUACGUGAAAAAUGAGUUGGCAGGCUCGGGAAUGGUGCUUUGGAAAGGAAGGGAGAUGUACGCUGCCGGUGACAUAGAUCGCGAGGAAUUCAUUGACUAUGUUUCUCGAGGUGCGCCAUCUGUGGGUCAUUGCAAUACCAUGGGCACGGCUUCUACUAUGAAUGCACUGGCAGAAGCGCUGGGUAUGGCCCUUCCAGGCUCGGCAGCGAUUCCAGCACCUUAUAGAGAACGCAGUCAAUGUGCCUACGAGACAGGAGAACGUAUUGUGGAGAUGGUCCACGCAGACCGCAAACCGAGUGAUAUCAUGACACGAGAAGCAUUUGAGAAUGUCAUUGUCACCAACACUGCCAUUGGUGGCAGCACAAACGCACCUAUUCACAUCAAUGCCAUGGCUAAGCACAUUGGCGUGAGUCUCUCACUGGAUGACUGGGAUAAUCUAGGCUUCCAAGUGCCACUACUUCUCAAUAUGCAACCUGCUGGCGAAUUUUUGGGAGAAGAGUAUUUCCGCGCGGGUGGACUCCCUGCAAUAAUGGCAGAGCUACUAGAGGCUGGAAAAUUAAACACAAGUGCUUUGACUUGCAAUGGCAAGACGAUUGCGGAGAAUGUUCGCGGACAGCAGACAUGGAAUAGAAACAUCAUUCGAGCCUUCAAUGAGCCUCUUCUUGCAGAUGCGGGGUUUUUACAUCUCAAAGGAAGCCUUUUCAACUCAGCAAUCAUGAAGACAUGCGUGAUCUCCCCGGAAUUUCGAAAAAGGUUCCUUCAAAACCCCAAGGAUAUGAACGCAUUCGAGAGCUCUGUCGCUGUUUUUGAUGGACCAGAAGACUAUCAUAGCCGUCUUGACGACCCUGAAACUCCUAUUGAUGACUCUACCAUUUUGAUCAUGCGUGGUACAGGCCCCUUAGGCUACCCAGGCGCGGCAGAAGUCGUCAACAUGCAUCCACCCGCACGCCUCCUACGCCAAGGAGUCCACUCUCUCCCCUGUAUCGGCGACGGCCGCCAGUCCGGCACGUCGGGCUCGCCAUCAAUUCUCAAUGCCAGCCCCGAGGCGGCUGCCGGUGGCAACCUCGCAAUUCUUCGCGACGGAGAUCGUCUGCGCGUUGAUUUGAAUAAGCGGCGAGUCGACAUUCUACUCGAUAAUGAAGAGAUUGAACGUCGCCGCGCUGAUACACAGGCCCGUGGAGGCUAUUCUGGGCCUGAGUGCCAAACUCCGUGGCAGGAAAUUUUCCGUCGUGAGACUGAUCAGCUGAAUGAGGGUAUGGUCCUGCGUGAUGCAGUAAAGUACCAGCGUAUUGCCCAGAAAUGGGAAGAGCCUCGACACAAUCAUUAA